CCAAGAAGGGGGACAUGACACCCUAGUCUCCCUGAUCAGCUCCUCCGCUAGCUCUGAUCACAGACCCCUAAGCUCACCAUCAACAGCCCGCGGGCGGGCAUCGCCCUGGCUCCGCGUUUCCGAUGGGAGGGGAGCUGCGGUACCUACCCGAGCCCUCCCCCAGCUCAUCACCGUCCACUGGAGGCUCUCCGGAAAGAUGAUGCCACUCACUGCCACCCUCAAUCGCUGCCUGGCUACAGUGACCAGGUCAGAGUAAGGCCUGCCUGUAAGGCCCCUGCCUGCAUCAAGGACCUGCCAUUCUGAGAAGCUUCCUGUCACAAAGUCCCCCAGGGGCUUCCUGCCCCAGUACUGCCGGCCCCCAGCAUGCAGGAGCCACCCACAGCGCCGACCACCAGCCAGUCCUCGGUCAGCCAGGGCCAUCUGACCACCCCAGGCCAGGGCUCAAACACAGGACUCCAGUACCCCAAGUCUCCCCCAGCCCCGGGUCAAGCCUCCACAAAGACCAAGGUCCCACCUGUCCGUCGCAUGCGCCGGAUCAUUGCGGAGGACGCCGAGUGGUCGCUGGCCAUUGUGCCCCUCCUCACAGAACUCUGCAUACAGCACAUCGUUAAGAACUUCCAAAACAACCCUAUCCUGAAUCAGCUGCUCCCGGCGCACCAGCAGAAGGUCCUGAGCCACCUGUCCCCGGACCUUCCGCUGACCGUGACGGCCAACCUGAUUGAUGAUGAGAGCUACUGGCGCCGGUGCUGCGCGCAGCGCUGGCCUGUGUGCCACGUGACCAGGUACGGCGGCAGCUGGAAGCGCAUGUUCUUUGAGAGGCACCUAGAGAACUUGCUGAAGCUCUUUAUCCCGGGCACCACGGACCCCAGCGUGAUCCUCAGCCUGGUGCCCCUCUGCAAAAGGUACGUGCGCAGGAUCCAGGUGGAUCAGUUCCUCCCGCCGGUGCAGCUGCCAACUACAUCCCAGCCUGGGGACCAGUCUGACUCCGGCAGCGAGGGAGAAGGAGACGGGCCCACCCAGGACCACUACCAGCUGGGGGACCUGGUGGCCGGCCUAAGCCACCUGGAAGAGCUGGACCUGGCCUAUGGUGUCAAAGACUGUGGUAUGAACUUCGAAUGGAACCUCUUCCUCUUCACCUUCCGCGACUGCCAGUCUCUGGCGGCCACCAUCAAGGCAUGCCACACGCUCAAGAUCUUCAGGCUGACCCGAAGCAAGGUAGGUGAUGAGAAAGCCCGCAUCCUAAUCCGAAGCCUACUGGACCACCCCGCCCUGGAGGAGCUGGACCUGUCAAACAACUUCAUCGGGGACCGCGGAGCGCGAGGGGCCGCCAAGCUGCUGAGCCACAGCCGCCUGCGCAUCCUCAACCUGGCCAACAACCAGGUGCGCGCUCCGGGCGCGCAGGCGCUGGCUCACGCCCUGGAACACAACACCUGCCUCGUUUCCCUCAACCUCCGCCUCAACUGCAUUGAGGAUGAGGGCGGCCAGGCCCUUGCCCACGCCCUGCAGACCAACAAGUGCCUCACCACGUUGCACCUGGGCGGCAACGAGCUCUCCGAGCCCACAGCCACGCUCCUGUCGCAAGUGCUCUCGGUCAACACCACGCUCACCAGCAUCAACCUGUCCUGCAACCACAUCGGGCUGGACGGCGGGAAGCAGCUCCUGGAAGGCAUAUCAGACAACAAGACCCUCCUGGAGUUUGACUUGCGUCUGUCAGAUGUCGCCCAGGAGAGCGAGUACCUCAUCAACCAGGCCCUGCAUGCCAACCGAGAGGCCGCCCGCCAGCGAGUCCUAAAUCCAGGCCACUUCGUGUCAUUCAUCAAUGCCAAGGGCCCCCAGAAUUCUCUCUUCCGAGCCAGCGAGCACAAGCCGAGUGACGUCAUCUUUGCGGCGAACAGUCCCUCCAGAACGGGACCCUGGAGCCCGGCCGGCGGCGAGAUAAACAACAGACGAGGGAGUGGCAGGAGAGAAAACCCCGAGCGGCGGGGCCAGCGCCAAGAAAAAGACGGAACACUUCCACCCUGCGAGGACCGGUGUAGGAGCUGCCUCCUGGUGCCAGCAUGA
Jaculus jaculus (lesser Egyptian jerboa) is the source of this 2061-nucleotide messenger RNA. RefSeq names its product t-complex-associated-testis-expressed 1 (gene Tcte1). Gene Ontology annotation, molecular function: protein binding. The transcript is spliced from 7 exons. The coding region runs from base 364 to 2061 and encodes 565 amino acids. Gene Ontology annotation, cellular component: sperm flagellum. NCBI's taxonomy places the organism in Eukaryota, Metazoa, Chordata, Mammalia, Rodentia, Dipodidae. Gene Ontology annotation, biological process: flagellated sperm motility. The record is from RefSeq and is a predicted model, not a curated record.